This is a messenger RNA of Knipowitschia caucasica, 318 nucleotides long. NCBI's taxonomy places the organism in Eukaryota, Metazoa, Chordata, Actinopteri, Gobiiformes, Gobiidae. The record is from the annotation of a GenBank genome assembly.
AUGCAACAGAGGAGAGGCGGACAUCCACCAAGGGGUAAGCAGAACGACCACGAACGAGCUGAGAAAACAGCACCCACGUUCACACCCCAGCGGCAUGCAGAAGAUAGACGCAACGGCGGACCAAGAGAGAGCUGUGUCCAAAAGGGAGAGACGGCGCACCACCUCAGCAGUCGCCUGCCAAGCCCUCCCCCUAUCGCCUUCAUCGUUCACCACCGCCCCUUCAACCGACGACUACGCCUGCUGCCCGGCUGCCCACGGCCGCGCGUGCGCCCCUCUCAUCCUACAAGCGCUCCGUUCCCGCAACCUCUGACGUCGUGA